Chrysoperla carnea is the source of this 6027-nucleotide messenger RNA. RefSeq names its product dedicator of cytokinesis protein 1 (gene mbc). Gene Ontology annotation, molecular function: guanyl-nucleotide exchange factor activity; small GTPase binding. NCBI's taxonomy places the organism in Eukaryota, Metazoa, Arthropoda, Insecta, Neuroptera, Chrysopidae. Gene Ontology annotation, cellular component: plasma membrane; cytoplasm. The transcript has 23 exons. Gene Ontology annotation, biological process: cell migration; small GTPase-mediated signal transduction. The record is from RefSeq and is a predicted model, not a curated record. Bases 36 to 5990 code for a protein of 1984 amino acids.
UAUGUUUGUUAUUAAAUAAAAUUUUGUGUUCCAUAAUGACUGUGUGGUGUUCAGUUGAUAGUAAAAGCCGUUACGGGAUUGCAAUUCAUAAUUAUUUCACUGAUGAUGGACCACAUCGUUUACAAUUAACUGUUGGAGAAACUGUUAGUAUUUUAAAAGAAAAUGGAGAUUGGUAUUAUGGUUAUACAUCGAAAAACCUUAAGGAAAAAGGUAUUUUCCCAAAAUCAUAUAUUCAUUUAAUUGAAUGUACAGUGGAAAAAGUUGGUAAUAUUGAAAUUAUACAAAUCAAACAACAACAAAUUGUACAAGAAAUUACAGCAGUAUUACGUGAAUGGGGUUCACAUUGGAAACAUUUAUAUCUUACAAAUAGCAUCCAUUUUGAACAAAUUCAAAAACAAAUAUACGAAUUGAUUAGUCAUAGAAGUAAAAUAUUAUCGGGUACAUUACCAGUGGACGAAUUGAAGGAAAUUAAACAGCUAGUCACAUCUAGAAUAGAUACCGGCAAUAAAUUAUUAAGUUUAGAUAUGGUCGUUAGGGAUGAUCAGGGAAAUAUAUUGAAUCCAAAUGAAACUAGCACUAUACAAUUAUAUUAUCAACAUAAAGUUGCCACCGAACGAAUACGAAAAGCAACCUCUGGCCCUAAGAAAAAACUUACAAAAUCUGUGAUAUAUUUUUCGCAUAUAUUUUUUGUUUCUGUACGUAAUUUUGUUUGUAAAAUGACUGAAGACGCUGAACUUUUAAUGACUUUGUAUGAUGCAAAGGAAAAUCGUGCAAUUACAGAAAAUUAUGUGGUAAAAUGGUCGAAAGAAGGACUUGCUAGUGAUAUCAAUCAAUUACACAAUUUGCGUGUGCUUUUUACAGACUUAGGAAGCCGUGAUUUACUUCGUGAUAAAGUUUAUUUAGUAUGUUAUGUUGUACGAGUUGGGGGAAUGGAAGCCAAAGAGAUUGACCAUAGACGUAGUUCUGUCGCAAAUGCUGUAACGGGAAGUAGUAAAAAAGGUCAUACAGAUGGUAUGCGGCGUCCUUUUGGUGUUGCUGCUUUCGAUGUGACCUUGUACUUAUGUGGUAAAUUGGAAAGUGAUGAUGAAAAACAUCAUUCAGUGCCUUUUUUACAAUGUUGUGAUAAAGAUAAUUUAGACGGUACACUUAAGAAAAUUUUAAAUAACAAAGAGUUAAAUAGUAAGGGUCAAAGUUUAUGGGUUAGUGUAAAAUUAUUACAUGGUGAUAUUAAACAAGUUCGAGAAGAAAAUCCACAUUUAGUACUUGGUAAUGUUGCAAUUGCACGAAAAAUGGGUUUUCCCGAAGUAAUACUACCAGGAGAUGUAAGGAAUGAUUUGUACUUGACAUUAAUAUCUGGUGAAUUUUCCAAGGGUAGUAAAAGUACUGAUAAAAAUGUUGAAGUAACGGUUAAAGUCUGCAACGAAAAAGGUCAAAGUAUACCUGGUGUAAUAACAAUGGGUGGUGGAACAGCUCCGCUCAAUGAAUAUCAUUCGGUGAUUUAUUACCAUGAAGAUAGACCAAAGUGGUAUGAAAUAUUUAAAGUUGCUGUACCAAUUGAUGAAUUUAAAGCCAGCCAUUUAAAAUUUACAUACAAACAUCGUUCAUCGAAUGAAGCGAAAGAUAAAAGUGAAAAACCAUUUGCUAUGUCUUAUGUACGUUUAAUGCAAGAAAAUGGUACCACCUUACAUGACACCAUGCAUGAAUUAUUAGUUUAUAAAAUUGAUAACAAGAAAUUUGAUGAAACUGACUUGGAAUAUCUAAAAUUACCAUCGAAGCGAUCCGAAUUAACUAAUGAAAAUCCAAAACCAUCAUGUUUGGGAUUAAGUUUAAGUGCAAAGGAUAAUUUUGUUAUUUCGACUAAUGUUUGUUCUACUAAACUUACACAAAAUGUGGAUCUAUUAGGUUUGCUAAAUUGGACAUCGCAUGAACAUACUCUAAAAGAAUCAUUAACAAAACUAAUGCAUGUGGACGGUGAAGAAGUUGUAAAAUUUUUACAGGAUGUGCUAGAUGCUCUCUUUAAUAUUUUAAUGCAAAAUAAUGAUUCUGAAUUAUUUGAUAAUAUGGUCUUCCAAAGUUUGUUAUUCAUUAUUGGAUUAGUGAGCGAUCGAAAAUAUCAACAUUUUCAGCCUGUAUUGGAUCUUUAUAUUCAAGAAAGUUUUAGUGCAACGUUAGCUUAUGAUAAAUUGAUAGCUGUUCUAAAAUAUUACGUGGAUACAGCAGCAAAUUCAACAGAUUCGUCAGAUACGUUACUUUUAAAAGCAAUGAAAUCAUUACAAUAUAUUAUACGAUUUAUUGUACGUUCAAAAAUCUUAUUCAAUGAAUUGUAUGGAUUGAAGGAGAAAGAUUCAUUUGAAACAAAUUUUAUACAACUGUUACAAAGCUUAACAAAUUUAAUGUCAUAUGCAACAGAUUCUACGUUGCUGGUACAAGGAGCAUGUUUAAAAUUUUUACCAUCCACUAUAUCUGAUAUUAUUCUUGUUUUUGAUCCCAUCAAACUUAGUGUAAUUUUAACUGAUUUAUUAAAGAAAGUGCCUUCAAAUCGCCUUGUGAAACAAAAAAUGAUGACGGUUAACGAUAUAAUUCAUAGUAAAUUAUUUUUAUAUCCUGAAUGCCGUGCAGUUUUUCUUCCAGUGAUAUGUACUCAGGUUAAAGAACUUUUAGAAUCAAAUGAAGAGGGGUAUCGAGGUGGUGAAAUACGCAGCAAAUCACGAUCGGUGGCCAAAGUGGCACGACUACUUGGUGCAAGUAAACAUCGGCUCAACAAAGAUCGUGGCUAUUGUGAAGAGGUUGAAUUGUGUGUUAAAAUUUUGAGUGAUAUUAUGGAAUUAUUAUUUCGUACGGAUGUGGGAUCAACAAUGCAUGAUAUUAAAGAAAUAAUGUUACGAAUUUUACGUACCGUUAUACAAACGUUAAUUACAAUGGAUCGUGAAAAUGAUUUAGUGGGAAAUUUAGUUGCUGUUAUGAUAUCAAUAUUUCGUCAAAUGACUGCCCAUCAUUUUGAAGUAUAUGUAAACCAUUUUGCAACUAGGACCGACUUACUGGAUUUUAUUAUGGAAAUAUUUAUGGUGUUUAAAGAUUUAGUUUCAUCCAAAACCGUGUAUCCAAGUGAUUGGUCUGAAAUGAUACUAUUACAAAAUUAUGUCAUUUUAAAAUCGUUACGAUUUUUCUCACAUACUACACGUGAUCAUUUCUCGGAUCAUUUUGAUAAUCAAGUAUGGAAUAAUUUUUUUCAUUGUGCAAUUGCAUUUUUAACUCAGCCUGCGUUACAAUUAGAAACUUUCUCUCAAAAUAAACGGCGUAAAAUUAUUGCGAAGUAUAAUGAUAUGCGUCGAGAAGCUGGUUUCGAAAUUCGUGCAAUGUGGUUUAAUUUAGGUCAAUACAAACGACAAUUUGUUCCAAGUUUAAUUGGACCAUUUUUAGAAAUGACAUUAAUUCCUGAAACAGAAUUACGUAAAGCAACAAUUCCAAUAUUUUUCGAUAUGAUGCAGUGCGAAUACUAUUCAUCUAAAUAUUUAGUAGAGAAGUUUGGUGAUACAAAAUCAGAUGCUAGUCAAAUAAAACGCAAUUUUAAUGAUUUUGAGAAUGAAAUGAUUGCAAAACUGGAUAUUUUAGUUGAGGGUGGACGAGGAGAUGAUGAUUAUAAAAAAUUAUUUUAUGAAAUUAUGUUAAAUUUAUGUGAAAAUCACAGCUCGUUGAAAGAACCAGGUGUGAAAUUUGUAAAAACUGUGACACGAUUAAUGGAACGGUUAUUAGAAUAUAGGUGUAUUAUUAACGACGAAAAUAAAGAAAAUCGAAUGAGUUGUACUGUAAAUUUGUUGGACUUCUAUUCGGAAAUAAAUCGACAAGAAAUGUAUAUUCGUUACGUUUAUAAACUUUGCGAUUUACAUUUAGAAUGUGAUAAUUACACGGAGGCUGCGUACACAUUACAAUUGCAUAGUAAAUUAUUGAAUUGGUCCGAUCAAAUUUUAUCACCGUUGCUAAAAAGUCAUAAAUAUUCGGUGUGUCAAACGCAUCGUGAAUUAAAGGAAACUUUGUAUUACAGUAUUAUUGAUUAUUUUGAUAAAGGCAAGAUGUGGGAAAAUGCAUUAUCUGUUUGUAAAGAAUUAAUGAGUCAAUAUGAGAAUGAAACGUAUGAUUACUUAAAUUUAAGUGAAUUAUUAAAACGUAUGUCACAAUUUUAUGAUUCAAUUAUGAAGCAAUGUCGUGCUGAUCCAGAAUAUUUUCGUGUUGGCUAUUUCGGACGUGGUUUUCCAACAAUUUUACAAAAUAAAGUAUUUAUUUAUCGUGGUAAAGAGUAUGAACGUUUAAGUGAUUUUAGUAGUCGAUUAUUGAAUCAUUUACCAAAUGCUGAGCUUAUGAAUAAGUUGACACCACCUGGGGAGGAUAUUUUAGAAUCACCGAACCAAUAUUUACAAAUAAACAAAGUUGAACCGGUAUUCGAUGAUCGUAAACAAAGAUUUUCUGGUAAACCAGUGAACGAUCAAAUCUUAAGAUAUUAUCGAGUAAAUGACGUACAAAAAUUUAAAUUUUCUCGCCCAUUUCAACGUAAGGAUCCACAUAUGAAUGGAGAACAAAAUGAAUUUGCCAGUUUAUGGUUAGAACGUACGGUUUUAAUCACAACAUAUCCAUUACCAGGCAUCUUACGAUGGUUUCCUGUCACGUCCAGUGAAACUUUCCAUGUGUCUCCGUUACGAAAUGCAAUUGAAACAAUGGAAAUGACAAAUAAAGAAUUAAAAGAUUUAAUUAUUUCCCAUAAAAGUGAUCCAAAUUUACCAUUAAAUUCGCUAAGUCUAAAAAUUACUGGUAUUGUGGAUGCAGCCGUUAUGGGAGGCAUUGCAAAUUAUGAAAAAGCAUUUUUCACACCGGAAUAUGAGGAAUAUAAUCAAGAUGAUAUGGUUUUAAUACAAAAAUUAAAGGAUUUAAUCGCUUGUCAAAUACCUUUAUUGGAAAUAGCACUCCAAUUGCAUAAGCAAAGAGCACCGCAUAGUUUGUUACCGCUACAACAUCGCCUGGAGAAAUGUUUUAGUGAAAUGCGUACUAACGUUGAAGAAAAAUAUGGGAAAAGGAUUUGUGACAUAAAAUUCGAUAAUCCUGUAACCAUGCGACGGCAAUUUACUCAAAGUUCAAUAGAUAAUCGUCUAUCAGAUUUAUCCUUCAAUAUGGAUGUUUCUGCUACAAAUGGAUCCCGUGUAUCGAGUUUAACGAAGUCACAAGUGAAUACAUUGAAGUCGUUAGCCACAUUCAAUUUUACAACAAAUUCUGCUUCUAAUGCCAGCAGGGCAAAUUCAAAUCAAAAUAAUAAAAAUUUACUAUUAAAUUCUACAAAUUCGAAAUUAUCAUUAACAUCAUCAUCCUCGUCGGCCACAAUCAAAACAAAAUCAAAAACACCAUCAAAAGAGAAACGUCGUAAUUCAAAAAGGAUCGAUCGUGAAUCAAUUAUAUCGUUACCGUUAACAAGUUCUACACAAUGGUACACAAGUACACCAGAAAAUGAACCUAUUUCAAUAAAUUCAUCAAAUUCUAAUGUUUCACAAUCACCGUCGCCAGCACCAUUUACACCAGUUUUUGAACUACGUGAAGAGCUAACGCCUCAUCGCCCAUUAAGAUCCGAGGUAGAAAAAGAAAAACGAUUAAGUCGUCCAACCAGUGGGCAGUUUUCAAAUUCACGACCAUCUAGUUCAAUUAUGAUACGUGUUGGAGGUCCUGGAUCUGAAAAUAGUAGUAAUCGUGAUUCAAUUGGUACUACAGAUUCUACAACAAGUGAAGACGAUCUUAUACCACCACCACUUCCAAUUAAAUCGCGUGAUCCUGAUUAUUGCAAUAUACCAGAAAAUAUUACAAGUUCGCCAGUGAAUGAACCACGACAAAGUAUUGUAACUACACCCCGUUUAUUACGUAAACCACCCUUACCAGAACCUACAGAUGAAGUACAAAAGACUCCUCCACAACCACCUCCAAAACCUCCUAAAAAACCGAUAGUUACUACUUAAGAACAAAUUUUUCGUGUAUAUUUUGUAAAAAUAUUUU